Messenger RNA from Cutaneotrichosporon oleaginosum, 1395 nucleotides. RefSeq lists its product as uncharacterized. The record is from RefSeq and is a predicted model, not a curated record. Lineage: Eukaryota; Fungi; Basidiomycota; Tremellomycetes; Trichosporonales; Trichosporonaceae.
AUGACUCAGAACAACGAGUACGCGACGAUUGGUGCCGACACGCCGACCCCCUUGCGACUCCCACGCGUGCUAGUGCACGCGGAGAGCGGCGCCGCCAUCGAGCGGCUAAGUGUUGGCGGCGAGCCGGGCGUCAAACUGGGCCACUGGCGCCCCUCCCCGUCCGUCGUCGGCGCGGACGCGUGCGCCGCGGCCAUCGCCGACCUCGGCCCGCUCGACCUCCUGACCUACACGGCGUGGCGGUACGACUCCCCGACGUACAUCGACAACCUGUACCAUCUCUGCCGCCUCCUCCAGUCCGGGGAGGGAGGGACGCACGUCGGCGUCGCGGACUUCGACCUGCCGCAUCUCAAGCUUCUAGUGGGCAGCGGAUACCCGAUCGUCGCGAACACAGUGUCCGCGUCACUCCUUGACACGCGGUACGCCGAGAUGGCCGACUACUGCCGCACGAACGAGAUCACGAUCAUCGGGUACGGCGCGACGCUCGGCGGGCUGAUCAGCGAGGAGUGGGUGGGCGCGGCGGAGCCGAGCGGGCUGCACGGCGACCAACAAAAAUGGAAGCGCGUGAUCGACGCCACGGGGGGCUGGGCGGCCUUCCAGCGCGUCCUUGCCGCCGUGUCGUCCGUCGCGAAGAAACACGGCGUGUCCUGCGCCGCUGUCGCGGCGCGGCACGUGCUCGACGCCGGCGUCGCGGCCGUGAUCCUCCCUUCGCCCGUCGCGGGCGUCCUCACUCUCUCGCUGGACGCCGACGACCGCUGUCUCCUCGCGUGUGCGACCGAGAAACUCGCCCGCCUGCCCGGCGGGUGUGGGGACGAGCUGCGCUUCGCGCCGUUCCUCACGGCCUCGGGCGGCCUCCCCGCCCAAGCCCAGACGGCGUGGGAAGCGCCGGCGAAGCGUGCGCAAAUGGACGCGACGCUCGCGCGCGGCGGGCGCAUAGAGUAUCUCUCAGGAUCGCCGUGGGAGCCUGUGGUCGGGUACUGCCGGUCGGUGCGGUAUGCCGACCGCAUCGUCGUGAGCGGGACGACGACGAAGCCGCACCCCAGCGGGCGCGGCGUCGUGGGCGCCGACGCAGAGGACCAGGCCACGUUCGUGUUCGACAUCAUCCGCGGCGCGGUCGCCGCCGUCGGCGGAUCCAUGGCCGACGUCGUGCGCACCCGUAUCCUCUACACUGACGUCGAGCGUGAUUGGCUCGCCGUCGGGCGCGUGCAGGAGCGUGAGAUUAUGGCGCGCCACGGCGUCCUCCCGACCAACACGAUGGUCGGGGGGCUCACGUAUGUCGUGGGCGCCGAGGCGCUGCUUGAGAUCGAGGCGGAGUGUGUUGUGGGUGCCGGGGCGGGCGAGGUGAUGCGGCUUGAUCCGCGCGACUUGGACCUGCCUGACGAGCUGUGGCGCCAAUAA